ACGGCGAGGUAGGGAGUCUGUUCACUCUCUCUUUGGCAUCAAAACACACACAGAGACACCUGGAGUCCAAACCUCUGCAUGUUUGUCCCUGCUACAGAGCCAAGGCAGAGGCACACGGCACCUGGGAUUUACUUUGGCUGCGGUCAGAGAGGAGGAGCACAGACGAGAGCCGGCAGGUGUUGUGACGGCCCUGUGAGGAGCUGAGCUAGGGAUGUCGUGGGACUGUGGCCUGAGGUACGUGUUCUCCAUGUCCCCUGCGCUGCAUCAUGGAGGCGUGUGUGUCCUGCAUGACAAGGAGGACCUGUCCCGGCUGGAGAUGGUCCAGAGACUGGCCAAGGACGGCUGUCGCCUCUUGCAGAGCCACGGCAAGCAAGGCCCCGAGAGGACGAGCGAGCAGCAGAGUGACGAAGCAGUCCGCGUGUGUCUGAGGGAGAGGGGCCACAAUGUGCUGGUUCUCCAGAGAGUGUCGUCAGAACAGCCGGCCCUCGCAGCAUCAGCGAGGGGAGGAGGAGGAGGAGGGGACAGAACGGAGAACAGGCACAGGAGGUACACGGUGGUGUUGGGGACCCCAGAGAAGAUCCUGGAGCACUUGCUCAGCGACCUGACGCUGGACGAGGACCACGGGACGCUGCCGGGCAGUGAAUCAGACACACUCCUGGAUGACUUCCUGCUGACCUACCUGGUGUUUAUGUCAACCAGUGACUUGUGUCAAGCAUUGCUGGGACACUAUGUCACCAAGCGAUACAGAGGAAAGGAAGAUGGAAAGGAGACUCUAGACAGGAAACGCAAAGUCCUGCACCUGGUUUUCCAGUGGAUGACCCUGUGUCGGGAUUUCCUGAGGGAGGAUGAGCAUGUCAAACUCUUCAUGAAGACGCUGUGUCGCUACAUACUGGAUGACCUUUAUGAACACCCGAGCCUGGAGAGGGACCUGAGGGAGCUCCAGAAACUCCGGCAGCUACAUCGCAGACAUACGGUGGAUGAAUGUUCUCCACACAGAAAGAGCAAAGCCCUUUUCCACCAAUUGAGUCUAAAAGAGAACGGGCUGCAGUCCAGGGGGAUUCAGAAGGAGACCAAAGAAGUGCUGUGUCAUGUGUACGUGACCAUAGACUCGUACCUGAGCGUGAGGGUCCCGGCUGGGGUUGUAGCCCAACAGCUGCUGCAGGCGGUGGCAGAGAGGAUGGAAAUCCCACAGGAGGAACUGGUACUAGUGGCCGUCUCUUACUCUGGAGGGCGGCUCCUUGUCCAGCCUCAAGACCGACUCUACUCUGACGCACUGACGGCAGCGGGCCGGCUGCACGUGUGCAGGAAGGACCUGAACCAAGUCGUGAGUCCAUUUUCAGAAAACUCGGAGUCACACCAGAGGACGGCUCACCUGCUGAGCAUGAACACUUGGGACGUGGCCGUUGCCCUCACCAACUUCGACUGGGCCAUCUUCGACUCAGUACACGAGCAAGAACUUGUGUAUUUCACAUUCAGCCGUCAUGCCAGCAGUCACCACACUGUGUCGCUGGAGCUUCUCCUGCAGCGCUGCAAUGAAGUCCAGCUGUGGGUGAUGACGGAGGUGCUGCUGUGUCCAACACUCUGCAAAAGGGUCCAGCUCAUCAAGAAGUUCAUCAAGAUUGCUGCCCACUGUAAAGCGCAGAGGAACCUCAACUGUUUCUUUGCCAUCAUCAUGGGGCUGAACGCCGCCGCCGUGAGCCGCCUGAACCAGACGUGGGAGAAAGUUCCCGGAAAAUUCAAAAGGCUGUUUGCUGAACUUGAGACAAUGACGGAUCCCUCUCACAACCACAAGGCCUACAGGGACUCCUUCAAGAAGAUGAAGGCACCAAAGAUUCCCUUUCUUCCACUGCUCCUCAAAGAUAUCACGUUCAUUCACGAGGGCAACAAGACCUUUCAUGACAACCUGGUCAACUUUGAGAAGCUGCACAUGAUCGCAGACACGGCGCGACUCAUCCGACUGUGUCAGAGAGAUCACGUGGGAAACGGCGACACCCCGAAGAGCAGCCCGGAAGUGCGAACCUACAUCGAUUACCUUCACAUUAUCGACAAUCAGCAGACUCUGUUUGAGCUGUCACACAGACUGGAGCCCCGUUCAUAGGAGCUUACAAUAAUAACAAUAAUAAUAAUAACAACAAUAAAAAGCUCUCACCUUCCACUCUGUCAGUUUAUCGGAGAGCCAAGAAAAUGCUGUUCCGCCGAGUCAUGCCUACAGCGUCUCACUCAGGACCCCGUCAGCAUCCGUGGCAACACUGCGUUACUCUGUUCGGCCACACGAGGGAGCCAGUCGACCGGGAAAACACACGGAGCAGAAACGCGGAUGACAUGAAAACCAGAUCUGAGGCCUGGUGAAAAAAUCUCACAUGCACACACGUGGUGAAGACGUUUAUAUUUAUGUGACGUUUUUCAGGCACCACGUGUACAUGAUGUCUGUUCAAUGUUCAAUGCCGUUUUAGAUAAAUUAGAAAAUGGGAUUUUGAAAGAAAAAUUGGUCUCGUUUCUAAACCAACAGAAGGACUUACAGUACAAACACGUGUUGCAUAAUCUAAUUUAUAUCCAUCAGCUCCUUAUCCUAAAGCCUCUUUAAAACAACUUAGACCCAUAACCUCUUCCAUUUAAAGCAGUGCAGGCCUGCCGGUGCAGCUUCUGUGUGUUUGUGUGUGUGUGUACUGGUGAUGCAUGUGGCCCUUGGCUGGAUAUGGAUCUAAAACGACCCGCAGUGCGUUUCAUCUCAACAGUCCUUUACAAGACCAACUCUGGCGAACAAACCGCCAGUAGUCCAGAGAUAAACACAGUUACCACAGAGCACACGCAUAUCAGCAGAAAUGCAGCAACCCUCAAUUCAGAAAAGUGUCUUCAACAAAUUAUUGUUUUGCCAAAUUGAAGGACGUGAAUUAAGAAAGACGAGUAGGGACGGUGUAAAGACCUACAGUACAGCUUGCUUAUACUUUUUUCAUACAUGGUUUUUACAUCUUUUUUUUCUUUGAUAGCCUGUGAUGAUUAUACCAUUUCCAUUGUUUGUCCAUUAAGACAGGGGGGGUGUUAGACAAGGCUUUACCAUAACGCUUCACUGAAGCUCUAUUGUCUGUACUGCAAUAUGUAAGAAUACAUGUGUGUGUGUGUGUGUGCGCGCAUGGGUGUGUGUGAGUUGUUUUUGACAGUCUUUUGGUUGCUGCGAGUGAGCGAGCAAAGAGUGCAUGCCCAUCUGAAUACGUUAUAUUGUUCAUAAUGUUAGUGCCAAAUAAAAUUGCCCAUUAAAUUUAAUGAUAGUUCCUGAUAUUUCACAGACAACCAUAGAAGUAAUAACUUGCUUUAGCUGUGGACAAUCAGUUAGAGAUGGUUCUUUAUCUCUGUAUCUGGCAGUAAACAAACAGCAAUAGAAGAACCAAGUACUAUGGCACCUUUUGGUCAAAAAAUAUAUGGAACAAAAGAGGAAAUAUUCCAGAAGCAUUUUGUUAAUUUAUAGUGUAUGGUGUAGAAAAUAAUGUAUUUAUUCUAUAAGUUGUCCAUUAAUGUAUAUUUCUGCCCUCAGGUUAGGCCGUUUUAAAUGGGCCUUGUGGAAUGAUGUAGAUGACUUCAUGCACUCUGUUCCUGCAAAUGUAUUUGUAAAUGAUGGAAGUUAAAGGCAGACUUUAAUAAAUGGAUGCUAUAUUGCAA
Molecule: messenger RNA, 3654 nt
Organism: Lampris incognitus (smalleye Pacific opah)
Lineage: Eukaryota; Metazoa; Chordata; Actinopteri; Lampriformes; Lampridae
Product: rap guanine nucleotide exchange factor 5-like
Exons: 19
Coding region: 212-2098 (628 amino acids)
Biological process (GO): Ras protein signal transduction; positive regulation of GTPase activity
Cellular component (GO): plasma membrane
Molecular function (GO): guanyl-nucleotide exchange factor activity
Source: RefSeq, a predicted model, not a curated record